UUAUGAGUCAUACUCUCUCAUCCCUUGAGCCUCAAAAUUGAUGAAAACGAGAGAAGGAGAGGGAGGCUACCACCACCAAGAUCUCAUCGGAUUUUGCUAAAUACCACCACUAGUCGUUGUCGGAGCUUCGUUACAGGGAUGUAACCUCCAGAAAAUAUGGAGAUGAGAAUGUAGGGAGAAGGAGUGAGAGUGGGUGAGUUGUACCGACUGUACAAUCUAACUCAGACGGGAAGGUGGUGGAGGCGAGAUUUAGGUGCGAAGAAGGACUAAAAGGGAUCCACAACUUCAACCCCCAUGCAUAUGGAAAAUGGUUCGCAGAAAUGUAGUCGGAGAAAGGGGUGAUGGUCAUCGGAGGCCAUGCCGUUGUCGGAGAUGAUGUUGUCACCGGAAAUGGAAACCUUGCCAGAAAGAGAGUGUUGCCGACUGCGGAGGGUAUUGGGCGGUGCCUAGGCAAACACACACACGACACAAACAUGCCAUCAUGUCUAGGCCAGACGAGCAGAAGGCCGCCGAUUGUGGCUCAUCUUCUCACCUCUCGACGAAAUUUCUUUGGCUUUGGCAUGAUUAACAGACAAUUUUGAACACCAACUGGUCAACAAAAAUCCUCAAUGAAAAAAUCUGAUGAAGACUGUUUUUCUACUUGAGAUAGUGAAAGAUGUUGAUUAUUCUCUGUAAUGGACUACAACAACAAUCACAGGAACAUAGGAUGUGCCUUAGACAUAAAGCCACAUUUGACAUUGAAGGUACUUUUUUUUAAACGCUUUUGAGUUUUAUAAUAAUUUAUAGUGAUUGUUAUUAACCAUGCAUGCAGUAGACUGAAUUGGUGCAUUGAGUAAGCUUCUAUCUUUUAUACCUUAUUGAUGUCAUAGCUCAUGAUGGUUGUUGUGUUUAUAGUAAAAAAAUGGAAAGUAGUUUCUGGUGGACACUCUUUUUUAAGUUAUGUUGUAUUUUCGUGGAUUUAUAUCUUUUGGGGAUAUGUAAGUUCAACCCUAGAACUUCCAGGAAACAAGAAAUGUUGCACCUUCCAAGGAAAAAGAUUGAUGUUUUGUUUUUCACUUGCUGGAAUGACAUCUCUUUGCUCUCAUGGUGUCUUUGGUGAUGGUGUGAAGUAAAGAAGUCGCGCCACAAAAAGAUCACUGGUUUUCAGGUGAAAAUUAAGAGUUGAUAUAACGCCUUUUGGUUGUGUCAUGUUGAAAUGACCAAAAUACCCUUUACAGUUUGCUCCAGGUACUGCAUCCGAAGUGCUAAUCACUUUUGAAAAACACGAUUUUUUUUAUCCGGUUUGACGGAUGGGUCAUGGGUCAACCGAUUGAACCACCGGACCAACCCGAUUUUACUGUUGAAAUUUUUUCAACACUUUUGAACUUUUGAGGGUUUUACAUAUUAAUUUUUGUGGAUUUGUGGGAGAUCAUCGCAGGUUUAGACUGGUGAAGGACACAUUAAGACAUGUCAAAUACUGAUAAUGCUGUGGAUCCUGGAUAUAACUUCUUUUUUUCCAUUAUAAUAAGUAUUCUAUUUUCAAUCUUUUAAUUCAUUACCAUAUAUGAUUGCUUUCUCUCUCCAUUUAAUACAUUUAAUUGAAGCUACAUUGAAAAAGUCUUUGUUGAUGAAAUUCACAAGCUGAUGAUAGUUUUUAUUUUGUGGGGUGAUGAUAUCUUUAGUAAUUCCAUCUUGCUGUUAUGUUUUUGAUUUUGCAGCCAAACAAAAGAUGCUCUUAAGAUACUAAAGAAGAAGCUUGGGUGGUGAAAUUGCCAGAUUUUGUAAUUGAAUAACCUUCUUAGGUUUUUACUGUAAUACAUCAAUGAAUAUGGAUCAUGAGUACGUUACCAUUGUUUUAUUUGGGUUUUUUUGGAUGAUUGUUUUAUUGGGGUGCUGAUAUUUUGAGCCUCCUUAUUUGAUUUCAAAGCAAACGGUUGGAUUGAAAUCUAACCCCCGCAAAGCGGGAUACUUCCCUAGUUAAUUGUAAAUGAGAACUAAGUCUAUUGGUUAAGGUUGUUUAUUUUAUCUAGU
Lactuca virosa is the source of this 2010-nucleotide messenger RNA. Lineage: Eukaryota; Viridiplantae; Streptophyta; Magnoliopsida; Asterales; Asteraceae. The record is from the annotation of a GenBank genome assembly.